Molecule: messenger RNA, 8665 nt
Organism: Pecten maximus
Lineage: Eukaryota; Metazoa; Mollusca; Bivalvia; Pectinida; Pectinidae
Product: ras-related protein Rab-4B
Exons: 7
Coding region: 76-711 (211 amino acids)
Biological process (GO): regulation of endocytosis; Rab protein signal transduction
Cellular component (GO): endosome
Molecular function (GO): GTPase activity; GTP binding
Source: RefSeq, a predicted model, not a curated record
AAGUGAGCGAGACUUCGAUUGCCAUCUUUUGCGAAGUUAGCCAGGACGAUACAUACUGGCAUUUACGUUGACAAUAUGUCAGAAACAUACGAUUUUCUCUUUAAAUUCCUGGUAAUAGGCAGUGCUGGAGCUGGAAAGUCAUGCAUUCUACAUCAGUUUAUAGAAAACAAAUUUAAGCAAGAUUCCAACCAUACCAUAGGUGUGGAGUUUGGGAGUAAGGUUGUUAAUGUUGGAGGAAAGUCUGUAAAGCUUCAGAUCUGGGACACUGCAGGCCAGGAAAGGUUCAGAUCUGUGACCCGCAGUUAUUACAGAGGAGCAGCAGGUGCCCUUCUUGUCUAUGAUAUUACAAGCCGUGAAACAUACAAUGCCUUGACAAACUGGUUAACAGAUGCAAGAACUUUAGCAAGUCCAAAUAUUGUGAUAAUCUUGGUGGGGAAUAAGAAAGAUUUGGAAGCUGAACGUGAAGUAACGUUUCUAGAAGCCAGCAGAUUUGCUCAGGAAAAUGAUCUCAUGUUCCUUGAAACAAGUGCCCUGACUGGAGAAAAUAUCGAAGAGACAUUUUUGAAAUGUGCUAGGUCUAUAUUAACUAAAAUUGAAUCUGGUGAACUUGAUCCUGAGAGAAUGGGAUCAGGUAUUCAGUAUGGUGACACCUCACUACGCCGUUUACAGAAGGAACAGCUACAACAAAAGAAGCCGGACUGUGGUUGCUGAUUAAAUGCUAUAACUACAAAACAUUCAUCGUGUUUCAUGGUGUAUCAAUAACAUACAAGGCAGGCAACCCAAGACAAGAGAUGUUACUCCAUUAAAGGGAUACCACUCAGCAUGGGCAAGACUGAUGGAGAGCACUCAGCUUUUGUUGGUAACCAUUUAGUCUGAAUGUAAGAUGCUUGGUAAUGCACCUCCUGAAAUUCAUGCCAUGCAUUUACACUGCAGUGUAGCGUCAUCCCUGUACAAUGUCUAGGGCUAUGUACUUCUUGUGAAUGUAGAGUACGCUUCACGGCUGUGAACCUGCCCUCUGUAAGCUAAGUGCAAUGUUUGAGAUAAGUUGUAUUGAGAGUGCUAUAUCUGGUAUAUUUAUGCAGUGUAAAAUCACAUUUGAUGUAGUGCUGCACACUUGCAAAAAACUAAAUAUGAGUUAUAGAUUCAUUCUUUACCGUACAUAUAUACAUGUGAAAGUUGUUAGUCUUUAAGUUAUUUUAUAUUAUAAAGUUCUCUUUCAAAGGGACAUGUUUCUGCUGUCAUGCUAUUUCCAUACGUAUACUAUAAGAUACGCAUAGUGUUACAGUAUCACACGGUGAAAAUGUUCCAGAGGUUCUUUCAAAAGACAGAGGGAUUGAAGUCAUUACCAUGUAAUGUACAUGCUUUGUUAUUACUUCUCUUUGUUAGUGGUAUAUGAUCAAGGAUCUGGAACCAUAUUUGAUUUUGAGAGUACAUCAAGACAACCUUUGGGAGUACAAAUUUGGUGUUUGUUUUUGUUAUGAGUAAAUUUUUAUUUUAUGAGAACUAGAUAUAUGGAUGUUUGAUUUGUGAUGCAGUUUACUAUAGUGUAUCCAUCUGUUGAUAUUGUACCAACCCAGAUGUAUUUGGUGCAGAAUGUUUCCUUUUGAAGUCAUAAAAUUGAUAGUGAUUGAUGAGUAUUACUGGGUUUAACACUUAACAGAUUUCAGAAAGGAAAUGUGAACCGUCUUAACUUUCCUAUACCUUGUUCUGGCUUACAUAGAUUAAUUAUGUAAUCAUUAACAGAUACACAAAGAUAAAAAAAAAACUUCACACAAACUGCUUUGAAUCAAAAUGCAGACAGAUACAGAAAUAUUGUUGUAUGAUAAUUAGAUGAAAUAAUGUAGGAUAACAAUUUGCUUGGACUUUCAACUUAAAAAGGUAAGGGGAGAUUUUCAUGGCUAUACCGUCAAAUACUCUUCUAAUUUAUGCAUGGCAUGUUAAUAGUACAUGAAGGAGGUCUUGAAUUUAUUCUAAGCUUUUGCUCUAGCUACAUCAUAUUAUCAGUAAUUACCAGGAGAAAAGCCUAGCUAAUUGAUAACAAUAUAAUAGCAACUAAUACAAUUAUGCAUUUACAAUAAAUAAAAUUCAAAACAUUGAAAUUGAAUUUUGAUAACUUGAUACCAGACAAUAAUUAAAGUUAUUUGUCUCUAUUUAGAGGAUAAAGUCAACUAAAAGUUGAUACUGGUUAAGAUGUGUAGUAUUGAUAUAUACUUGUACACACAUGUAAUUGUUUAAAGGAAAAUGUUUUAGCAAAAAUGUAAAAAUGAUUUUAUUAUCGUUAAAAGCAAUUGAUUCUCAUCCCCAUUUAAGACCCAAUCUAGUUGAAUACCUGUGUAAUACAGUAAUAUUCAGCACUUUUUAGAAUAAACAAUGAAUGGCUCAAGAGUUUUAUCCUGAUUAUCUUUAUGAUCGUUUUUUCUUUGUAUACAUGUGGCAUUCUAACUUUGGGAAACAUAUACCAUACAUUACGUAAUAAACAGUGCCCUAAAUCAACAUUACAUCAACAGUGUCCUAAAUCAACAUUACAUCAACAUUACAUCAACAGUGUCCUAAAUCAACAUUACAUAAUCAGUAUCCUAAAACAAACCGUUUUAGAUUUACUGUAAUUUUGAAAUCUUCUUUCAAGAUUACUUUGAUUUGCAAUUCAUAUUCUACCUGAAGAAAUCUGAUAUUAUAUCUGCAUAUGAGUGAACAUAUUGCCAAAUUUCAAUUUUCAUUUCUAUGCAUUCAAAAAUUUAUAAGGUCAUACUUUUUUAGUCCCACCGCAGGAGCUAUCAGGCUCCAAAUUAUUUGGCAUAUGUUCAUUUCCACUAGAAAAGCCGCAGUAAAACAUGUUACACCUAACACCUAGAAUAAGAUUUAUUUCUGUUUUACAUGUAUAUACAUUGGCGAGGAGCUAUCAAAUAACUUACAGAUCUGAAUACCAGAAUUUGAAAUUAAGAUAUUGCAUAUUUUACAUUUAAACCAAUGUCAUCACAUACUUGUAUAAAUUUACACACACCUGCACGAUGACAAAAAGAGAUUCCACUUGAUACUGAAGCCUGACCAAAAUUAAACAUAAAAUUUUAUUUUUGUGUCCAUAAUUAAUAAUACUAGAUAAAUUGGAAUACAUUUCAGCAGUAUUUUAUUUUUGUGUCCAUAAUUAAUAAUACUAGAUAAAUUGGAAUACAUUUCAGCAGUAUUUAUAGGUAUUGUAAAACACUUGAUAUUUUACAAUUGUUUGCAAGGAUAUGCAACAAUGCCUCCGAUGUUGACUUCUGUCUGCAGGGUAUACAAAUCUCCUCGAUCUCAAACCAGUGUAGAAAAUCAUUAUUGAAACAGAAUUACCGUGCAACAUUGGUUGUUGAUUACACUCUAUACUUUGGUAUGACUUGUUCAUUGUAUAAUCGACUAAAGCUUAACUAGCUAUAGGUACUUUUGUCAUUUUUUGACGUAUGAAGUCCUGUGUAAGCUAUAUAAAUAGUACAGUGUACAUGUACGGUUAUUGUAUUUUCUUUAGUGUAGUGUAUGUAGUAUUCAUAGAUAUCUCUAGUGCUUAUAAUGAUGAUUUUUCAUUGCCUAUUUAAUAUGGCUGUCAAAAUUCAUCAACUUGUGUAUACAAGAAAUUUGUGUAAAUAUCUUGGUUGUGAUAAGACAUAGCACAUGUCUGUUUCAUACAUUGUAACAUGCACUGAGUGUAAUCACACUGUAGGACCCAUUAAUGUUGUCUUUUACCAGUUUAAAUAUUAGCCAUACAUACAAUCUAAUGUAAACUGUGAGAACAAAAUUUCACUCCAUUUCAUAACCUGGUAGUCAUCUAUUUUGAUAGCUACGUUAUUGUACACACUUAUCAAAUCACUUGCAGGUAAGUGUUGAAAAGUAUUUACAUCUAUAAACUGGAAGCAAAAAUCAUCAGAACCAGUACAUCCCUGUCCCAUAAGUCAGUAACAUGAUACUGUAUGUACUUCGCUUUUCCCAUUGCUAAGCAUGAGGUUUGGGAACAUUUUUCUUAUUUAUAUAUUUAAAAGUGUAUUGGAAAUACAGCUGUGCUCACAAUCCAUUCACUUGUACUGGUAAUGAAGGUGACUGCUUUUUCAAAGAUAUAUCAUAUAAUAAAGUGUUAUUUGAUCAUCAGUAAGGCUUCGGUUAUGAAAUGGAGCACAAAGAAACAUAAGUUUUUAUUAGGUUGGGCCAUAAUAUGUGUGAUAUUAGAGGUGCCAUGUAGUGCAUCUGUCAAAAGUGUACCAUAAGUAAUCGGAUCAAGUCUAGUAUAUUUGUAUAGCAAUUUACAGUUUUAACAUUUCUCUAGGACGUUUUCUGAGUGCAAAGGAAAUCGUUGGUGUGUAAAAUUCAUGUCUUUUAUAAAUCUUUUGGGGUUGAUAUAGAAGGCUUCAUGAAAGAUAAUUUUACCACUGUUCCAGGGACCAGAUCUGGUAAAAGGAUGAUAUGGUAGAUUGGAGAACGUAAUAGGAUGUUAUGACCAGGUUAAAGUUAAACUUUGUCAUAAAGCUUGUCGUGACAACUUAAUCAGCAUCAGUGUCUGUGUAUCAGAAUCUAGUAAAGAGUAGUUCCCAUGACCCUGUUUCAUAUCAUUGCAAGAAAUGUUCGUAUCUUGUUUCAUAUAAAAGCAUAUAUGCAUAGAUGAUUAUUCUAUUGUACAGACGUGUCUUAUGAUUCAUUCAGUGUUUCUGUGUUAAUGUUAUGUAUACUGCCUGUUUGUUUCUCGUACUUGUUCUAUGAUUUUCUAUACAUUCAAGUCCACAGGAACUUGGCACAAAUUCACAGCCUAGGCUCUUUAUGUUAACAGACAAUUGUCCUAAAUAUUUAUGCCAUGUCCCUGUGUUCACGACACUGAUGUUUUCAAUGUUUAUCUUAAAGGUUCUUUUAAGGUAUCAUUUUGUUAAUAUGAAAUCAUGAGAAUUCAUUUAUACUGUACCACUGAAAUAUUGAUUGCUGUAUUUUGUAUGUAUAUUUGUUUAGUUGUCUCCCUUGGAUUGUUUUCAUUAACACUGGUAUGUUUAUUGGGUGUGAUUUAAGAAUUGAAAAAAAAAUCAGCAUUCAUGUCGGAAAUGCGCACUCUUUUAAAAGUAAACUCUCGAGGUAUAAUUUCUGUUGAACUGUGGCCAUGUAAUCUCUAACUGUUGUGAAUAUUGCAAUUUUAAGGUAGCCAUUGAUAAAAUAAAAGAUGACUGUAUACUGGUAACUUAACUAAAGUUUAAUGACUGUUACCAUUAAACCCUAGAUUUACCUACAUUCUGUAUCUUAGUGAAGCAUGUUACCAUUAAACCCUAGAUUUACCUACAUUCUGUAUCUUAGUUAAUGAUGAUACCAUUAAACCCUAGAUUUACCUACAUUCUGUAUCUUAGUUAAGGAUGUUACCAUUAAACCUUAGAUUUACCUACAUUCUGUAUCUUAGUUAAGGAUGAUACCAUUAAACCCUAGAUUUACCUACAUUCUGUAUCUUAGUUAAGGAUGAUACCAUUAAACCUUAGAUUUACCUACAUUCUGUAUCUUAGUUAAGGAUGAUACCAUUAAACCCUAGAUUUACCUACAUUCUGUAUCUUAGUUAAGGAUGUUACUAUUAAACCCUAGAUUUACCUACAUUCUGUAUCUUAGUUAAGGAUGUUACUAUUAAACCUUAGAUUUACCUACAUUCUGUAUCUUAGUUAAGGAUGAUACCAUUAAACCCUAUAUUUACCUACAUUCUGUAUCUUAGUGAAGGAUGUUACCAUUAAACCCUAGAUUUACCUACAUUCUGUAUCUUAGUUAAGGAUGAUACCAUUAAACCCUAGAUUUACCUACAUUCUGUAUCUUAGUUAAGGAUGUUACCAUUAAACCUUAGAUUUACCUACAUUCUGUAUCUUAGUUAAGGAGUGUGCAUUCGUACAGUAUACUAACAUUACCAAAAUGUAGUAAAACUGUUUUGUUAGGUGACCCCAGCUACAAUACUUGUAGAUACUGUCUUCUGACCUUCUGUUUGACCUAUGAUUUUUCUUGUGCUCUAUACAAAAUAGGUUUUAGAGACUGUGAACUUGCAUGUUGUAGGAAAUUUUUCAAGCCUUUUAAAUUUUAUUGAAGUGAGACCCUAUUCUUUAGGUCUUGUUUUUUUUGUUUUGCAAAUCUUCAUGAAAAGUUCAUUUAAUUUUCAUUAAUUUUCCUCAUGCCGAUAUGAAACUUAAUUAAAAAGGUAACAUUUUUUUGACCAUGAAAAGAAUAUGUUGUAGUACUAGGUAAUAGAUGGUAUGGAACUGGUAACAGGGUAGUUAUGUGAUAAAUACUGGACCACAGAUCUAGACUGGUCACUGGCACUACAUCAUCUUAUACCAUCAAUAGCUUUAAAGCUCUAUAAUGUGAUCACAAUACUUCAGUGAAAUGGAUGGGUAUCAGGUCAGGACUUCUUCAAGCACAUGACCUUCCAUUAUGUAAUCGUGGUAUGUAUAAGGACCAGUAUCUUUAGUGUUCUACAUAUGUGGCUGUGAUUAGCCAAUCAACCAAUACCAUGUUUUUAAAAGGCCAAAAAACAUUGGAAACCGUAUGGUACUAGUGUAUGUAGAAAGAGGUGAUUUCUUUGACAAAAGUAUAUCUCAUGUAGGGUUUGAUUAUAUUUCUUUUCAACUGUUACAGAAUGUAAAAAUAAGAAAAGAACAUAUAUUUAUUAUUGUUCAUGUUUACAAUAAUUAGAUUUUGUUUUAGUUGUCUUUUAUAGAUGGAUACAUAUGGACUAGCUAAACCAAUAAAUGAUCAAUAUAAUAAAAUCAGAAUAAAGACUUUCAAAACAAUUUACUGGAGCAAUAACAUCAUCAUUCUAUGCAGAAUUUUGUCAUAUUAUUAGUUAAAGUAUUGACAAUUGACGUUAAAGGAAAACUUCUUUCAUUAUAUAUAUGAUAAUUUUAAUGGAAGCUUCUUCCUGUUCUGUUCUAGAUGGCUGCCAAUGACCAUUCUGAAUGUUAACCUUUGAAGUCUUGUAUCUAUAUAUGGCCAGUAGGCGGUCAUCUUUGAUUUUAUGAAUUUUAAGAUAUAUAGUGUUAUUUCUCAGCGAGUACUUCCUCAUAAGGUUAAUUCAGUGUCUCACAUGAAUGUAAUGUUCCCUUUUGUCUCUAGUUUUUAUUUUACUAAAAUAUUCUAGUCAAUAGGCCAAAGGAGAACUUCACUUUGAAAGGACUGUUUAAAAAAUAGAAAUGUGAAUGUGUUUUUAACACAUUUAUAAGUAAAAACCAUUUUCCUUUUGCAAGUAGCUACAAAUGUAAAAAAUAAAAGUAAAAAUUUUCUUGCUGCCACUAUUUAUUCACUUAAUAAACAUUUUUGGUAUCCAUUUCUUUUUUUUUAAAUUGAAAUCAUUUUGUUACAUUUUGUUUGCCACUCCAUAUCUGAUACAUUCCAAUUAAGUGAAAUGUAUAAUAAAUUGAUCCAAUCUGGAACGAAAUUCUUUUGACUAAGCAUUGAAGAAUUUUUGUUCUUGGAUUUUUCACUCAUUCUUGUGUUGGUAUUGCACAUUAAAAAAAACCCAUGUAACUUGUAAUAAGUUGUCAAAAAGUUUCUUCAUUUCAAAUACAAUGUAUGAAAUAUUUAUAUCUUUCAUCUGAAAAUAUAAGUUCAUUUUAUGUUACGUUGGUAAAAUUUCCCCGGAUUUUUAUAUUAAUUUGUGUGCCCUGUAUGAAUACAGUUCAGUUGAAUAGUAAAAUGAUUUUGCAGAAAGGUGCUUAAAUUUAUUUAAUAUUAAAAACAAAAUUCUUCUAGAGUUAUCAUUGUGAAGAUUAUAUAAUCACACAUAUAAUCAUAUAAUAUAUGGAUUCUCUAGAGAAUCCUGUGUAUCGUUUUACCCGGACCUGUCAUACUUUCUUGUAUAUAGUGUAUUGAAUUGAUAGUACAUUGUGUACCUUCUGCGCUUAUAUUCUGGUAUACAAAACCCGGAGUUUGCCAAGUACUAGUAUCUGUUCAAAGAUUCAUCAUGCUUGAGAAGAUUUAUAUAAUGUUACUAACCAUAAUUGAAGCAUAUCAUCCAAAUGACAUGGAUUACUUUGUUUUAUUUAUGCGAUAGGUCUUUGAAUUGUUAAGGUAAAAUUGUGAAACUUUCAGAGUAAGUCUAGUUUCUAGUUUCAAAGUUUAUUUUGUUUCAAUUUUCAAAAUUAUGCAUUUCACCUGUUCUCUUGAUAAAAUGUUCCAGGUUUACAUACCAGUAUAAGAGGAAAGAAAUUUGUAACAAUAUGACUGAAUUGAAUGGUUUGGAAAUCCUCAUUUUAUUGGGAAUCUACCUACCGAUUCCGUGUAUGUAUUCCAUUCUUAACUACAUCUUCUAGGAAUUGUACCAGAUAGAUAAUCAGAUUGUUCAGGGCAUUCUACCUUAAAUAGGUCAUUCAAUGAGUUUUCACUUCCAAAUUGAUUCAAUUAUAUGUAUUUAUUGUUUUUGUUUUCUACAGUAUGUCACACCUACGAUUUGUACUGUGGCUGGUUGUUCUGGAAUCUCCUUUUGUUUCUUUGUGAGAAUGUCACUAGAUUUUAUGAAUUUGUUGACAUUCUAUUUGUAUCCAUCUUGUCAUGAAUUUCUGUAGAGAUAUGUACAAUGUAUGCUUAAAUGUUCAUUGUGAAAUUGUUAGAAGUCCAAUCUCAUCAGAAAUAUUGAUAUAUCCAUGUAUGAAUUAUUGUACAUCAUGUUUUUUUUAUAAAUAAACAUAAAUGUUACAUAUUA